Molecule: messenger RNA, 285 nt
Organism: Cladophialophora yegresii CBS 114405
Lineage: Eukaryota; Fungi; Ascomycota; Eurotiomycetes; Chaetothyriales; Herpotrichiellaceae
Exons: 1
Coding region: 1-285 (94 amino acids)
Source: RefSeq, a predicted model, not a curated record
AUGCUGUACGCCGGCUAUUAUACCCUCUCUCGGGCUGAGGGGUCAGCACCAACGUCUCGCCGAGUGUCCCAAGAAUCCAGCUCAAGCGAGAAGUCAACGUCGUCCUCAUCAUCACAGAAGAUCAAGGCCGGUCUCAAGAAGAUACUGGAAGAACUUCGACCCACGACAGAGCCGCUCACACCUGCCGGCAUCUACUCUCCUGUCAUUAAGCAAGAACAGCUGUCCAGCCGCAAGCAGAGCACUGCCAGCAGCACCUGCUCUGAAGUCGAGUUGACGAAAGCAUAA